AUGUGUACAGCAUUACAGUUGCUAAUCAACGUUAAUCAGAGUGAUUAUGUCCCAUACAUAGCUUCAGAAGCUGGUAUAAGGUUGUCCAUUCACGAACAUGAUUCGCAACCUUUUUUGGAAAAUAAUGGAUUUUCUGUGGCUACUGGAUUUAGAACAGAUGUUUCAUUAUCUCAGAAGAGAAUAGAAAGAAUGCCUGGUACAACACUGUGCGACACAAGUAACAACUUCAGUAGCAUUAAUUUUGAGAACUUUCUGUCGAAUAUCGGAGGAGCUCUUGGUCUAUGGAUAGGAAUGUCCGCCAUUAGCUUUGGUGAAUUGCUAGAACUGUGUUUCUUUCUCAUGAGAAAUAUGAUGAGACGUAACAGAGCUAAAGAGAACUUAAAUGAUGUGAGCGUAAAUGCAAUUGGAGAAACCACUGACCAAAAUAUCACACAAUCUGUUCAUAUUGAUAUGUCAAUCAUCCACGAAGUGGAGAGUCGUCUAUAA
This is a messenger RNA of Mytilus trossulus (common blue mussel), 486 nucleotides long. Its product is annotated as amiloride-sensitive sodium channel subunit beta-like. Gene Ontology annotation, cellular component: plasma membrane. NCBI's taxonomy places the organism in Eukaryota, Metazoa, Mollusca, Bivalvia, Mytilida, Mytilidae. The coding region runs from base 1 to 486 and encodes 161 amino acids. The transcript is spliced from 3 exons. The record is from RefSeq and is a predicted model, not a curated record. Gene Ontology annotation, molecular function: ligand-gated sodium channel activity. Gene Ontology annotation, biological process: sodium ion transmembrane transport.